UAUAUGAUAAAGGUAAGAGCGCUGGGGCCCCUCGCUCCCAUAUCUGCACCCAUUGUCCAGAGAGAAAGUCUGCAGCACUUUAAGGGUUUCACGAAAAACACUGGAACAAAUCUGUGAAUUUAAAGGAUCUUCAUUUGACACAGUUUUCACUGACAUCUAAGCUCCUGAUUCAACACCGAGAACUGAGAGAAGAAAAAGAAGAAGCAGAAGCUGUAGAAGAAGAAUCUAUCUGACAGAGGAAUUAAAACCAACCAUGACCACCAAGAUGGAAACGCUCGAUCCUUCAGCCCUGUCAGAUGUCGCAUCUACUGUCACCUAUGACCCAAAAUCAGAGACAGUGACCUUACCGGGAGGGGUCGUCUCAGUGGCGGGCAUCGCCGUGAUGACCGGGGGCGUUGAGCUGUCCUGUGGAUCCUGUAUGCUGGCCUUUGGGUUUUGGGGGACUCUCAUCGGAAUUAGUUGCGUAGCUGUGGGGCUGUGGGACCAGCUGAACCACUUUAGAGAGGGAACCUCUCACUUACUGGCACUGGGAUUUGUGAUUCUGGCCCUCAGUUUAGCGGUGGUGGGAGGCGUGGUGGCAUUUUACCUCCUGACGAAGAAGAAGAGAGAGAUGGCGUGUGAGGCAAGACAGGAUGGGAAAGAGGUUCUGGUAGAGAGUGAGAGGGUGAUUAAAAAAGUCACUGUGUAGAGAAAGAAAUGAUGUCCGAGUGUUAGAAGAGAAACUGAAUUCUGCUUCAACUGUAAACAACACACAUACUCACACUGAGCUGAAAAAACAGAGAAACAUUCCCCCCGUGCCUCUUCUACAAAACAAGCUCCCUCCACAUCAGUGCCUGUCUACAACAGCUGUUCCUCCCUGUAACUUUCCAUCUAACUCAUAUUCAACUGUCACCAACAGCCAUAGUAACUAGUUUCAAUGAUUAUCAAGAUUUUACAUAUAAAAUAUUGUGAAUUUUGUGUGUCAUUUGUUGCAUUGUAUAAUAUAAUACUGUGUAGGUGGCCAAUCUGCUGCCUGAUGAAUACUAUAUUUUUUAUGCUUUUAAGUACAUUGUGCUGAUUGUACUCCUGUGCUUACUUUUACUUAAAAUUAUGAGUACCGGGCAUUGACGUGUAGUGUUUGUAUAUUGAGGUAUUGUAUACAUUCAUGCAGUUGCAAUUCUUCCAGGAUAUCUGUAUUUUCUUUCAUUCUCUCAACUGACUGAUGUUGUAUGUUAAAAGUGAACCACAUAUAAAAUGUUUGGUGUGUGAGGGAGAGAGAGUAAGUAAGUAAUAUAGAGGGCAUGGAAGAGGGCAAAGUGCACAGAUAAUAAAGAGGGACAUUAUUAAAGAACACAGAAGUCUGUUAGACAUAGAGACCUUCCCAUUUCCUCCUGGUGGUAUCGAGCCACGCAGAUGUUUUUCAUUUGUGGCAGAGGUUUUGAGAUAGCUGUUGUAUCCUGUUGCAACUGCAGCACAAUACACUGGAUGGGAACCAUUUAUAUUUGCACUGAAAAAUAUGACAUUUAAAAAAAAACAAACAACUGUCUACAAACUAAAAUAAUGUCUGGUUAUGGAAGAUAUUACAUAAACCCCACUGACAACAUUAUUUAUUGGAUCAACUGGAUAAAAAAUGUCGACAGUGAGAUCUGUGGAACACAAGCUGUUCUUGGGUUUUAUGAACAUCAUUCUUUUAAAAGCUUUGAGCACCACUGAUUUCAUUCACCUCCACUGUACUGCAUGAAUGCAUGUCAAAGGCCGCUAUCUUCAAACCCAUCAAAUCAUCUCUGCCCUCAACAUGUGUGUAAGUGCAUAGGUAAAUAAGCCAAACAUAUAAAAGUUGAAGGACUGACAGUUGAGGUUUGCACUGGGAGCAACUGUGAGGCUGUGAAAACAUCAUUGGAUUAAACAUGAAAUUCAGUGAUAGUGUUAAUCGAAAAAAGUGGAUGUACUGUAUCUUGAGAGAUUCUGACUCACCACUAUAGGGCAGCACAGGUGUUACUAACAACAUUAAAGAUGGCUCAGUUGUAUCUUGGUGUAUCAGUAAGAGAUGGUGUGAUAGUUGUGAAUUCAAUUCAUUAUUUACACCGGAGCUUUUCCUUAUGUGGAACAUCAAAAUGAAAGUGAAAAGGACCUUUUGGUUAGCCUGCAUUGUCCCUUGUUCCAGCAAGAAACUAGAAGUAUUAAGUUUUACCAGUGACAGAACAAGUCUACAUGGAAAGUACAACAUAUUAAAACAGUGUUGUAAAAAAGUACACACAGAUCAUACUUGAGUUAAAGUAAUGAUACUGUGAAAUACUACUUUUGAAAGUGAAAGUCAGCCAUGAGAAUAGUCCUUGUUAAAUGUAAAAGCGCAUUUAUGGCAAAAAAAUGUACUAAAAGUAAAGGCAAAAGUAGAUAACACAUAUAUUUACAUGUAUUUGUAUACUGUAUACUCUUGCAUGGGCUGAAUAUUGACCUGUCAAACUCAAUACUGAGCUUUUUAUGUUAUCAUCAGAAUCAAUGUUUUUUAAUCUGAUUGCUGAUAAAUAAUGAUAAUAAUAAUUACUUACUAGUUUGACUCUGAUGCAGCAUGCAAUCUUUAAAGUUAGUUACAAAGGUUAUCACAUACAUUUUUCUCCUAAAUGUCGUGGAGUGGAAGUAAAAUAUAGCAUGGAAAUACGCUAGUACCUCAAAACUGUGCUGAAUUAACGUACUUCAGGAAAUGUACUUUGUUACAUCCAUCACUGCAAGGGGAGAAAUGUAUAAGUAGGAUUGCAGCACCAACAACCAGUAUUAGUUGUUCUGGACACCAUCAACAUGUUCAGAAAGAACAGGAAGGAGAAGGGUGGUGAAAUGUGUCAGUACCUCCAUCUGCUGGAGUCCAAAUGCAGUGUAACCUCAGACUCCAAUGACUUUCCUCACUGUGAUUUUCAGUAAAUGCCAUUUUCUCACAGUUACUAACAUCACUGUGUGAAAUAACUGCCUCCACCUUUCUUUUAAGCUGUUUUUAAAUGUAUGAAUACAUUUUUUAAAGCAUGUUUUUUUAAUGGAAUAAAGCAAGAGGGAUAGGCACUGAUGACCCUGAUGUUAGAAAACAUGCAUGGAAAACUGUUAGAGCUGAAAUAUUCAUAAAAAAUAGAAAUUACACAAAAAGCGUGUCCCAUUAAACUAGUGUCAGAAGACAUUGUGGUAUUCAUGUUUAGUCAAUAGGUCAAAUGACCUGGAAGCUAUUUUAGAUGUAUCCCUAUGCAAAGUAAUGGGAUGGAUCAGAGGUGAAUUCUUUAUACUUAUAUUUUAUUUUGUCAAAUAAAAUCCUUCAAAGGUUCUAUCAUUGCAUCUUCUUCCUGAUAUCUUACUCUAUCAGAGGUACAUAGGUUACAUUUCACUACAGCAAUGUGGAAAAAUCUCACCUCAAAAUCACCUCCAAAAUGAAUAAAUACAUGAAUAAACUCUAUUUACAGUAUUCUGAGUUUUGACCUUAUGUUAAAUCAGUUCCUUCACAGGUUAGCUCAUCAUUGCAUCUUCUUCCUGAUGCCUUACUGUGUCACAGGUACACAUUUGGUUACAUUUCACUUGCAGCAAUGUGGAAAUGCAGGCUUAGAGGUAGUAAACUGACUCCAGUCAAUGAAUGAGGGUGAGAUCUAAGAUAUUCCUGAAAAACAGAAAUUCCACCAAAAUCCAAUAACAACAGGUGUGGCUCAACUAGCAACCAAAGACAUUAGAGGUGAAAUGUGACAAAGUGUCAAAUCAAAUGUUCAGUUUCCAAAAAAGUCCCUCCAGGAGGUGUUUAUGAGCGUGUUUCUGACCGUCUGGAGUCCACUGGUACUCAUUUGUAGUGACAAUUUUUCUAAAUGUUCACAAAGUUUGACUUGGACGGAGGCAUACAAAGUGAAUGCAUACAUUAAGGCUUAGACUUAAGAUAUUCAUGAAAAUUAAAAUUCCACCAAAAUCCAAUAAAAUCAGGUGUAUCUAAUUUACACUGUGGCAUUGAGUUUGAGUCAAUGGGUCAAAUGACUUGGAAGCUAUUGAAAAAAUGGCGGAUGCUUUUAUGAAACAUUGGCAUUUUUCUUCACAAUAUUCAUGACAAAUUUAAAUUCAUUGACUAAGUCAAGCACUUGGCCCAUUC
Acanthopagrus latus (yellowfin seabream) is the source of this 4084-nucleotide messenger RNA. RefSeq names its product transmembrane protein 100-like. Lineage: Eukaryota; Metazoa; Chordata; Actinopteri; Spariformes; Sparidae. The transcript has 2 exons. The record is from RefSeq and is a predicted model, not a curated record. Bases 254 to 688 code for a protein of 144 amino acids.